AAGAAUCAGACAACUGCAACCUGCUCAGAGAAUCUCAUUCUAUCCCACCCGCCAGACCUUUCCCAGUUUCCCCUUCCAAAAAUUAAAUAUUAAAUUCCUAAAAAUUAAAAAAAUAUUAAAUCUCGAUUUGCUUCCUCAUCAGCUCAGCUUAGUUUUAGUUCCAUCAAAAUCAAAACCUGCUAUGAUGGGCUCAAACUCAAUCCAAAUCCCAAUCGCUCUGGCCUAUCACACCUCCCCUCCUUCUUCUCUUUCACCUCUCACCUUCUCCCUUCCUCUACUUCCUCGCUCGCCUCUUCAUCCCUCUCUACGACGUCGUUUCCAGACUCUCCGCCUCGCAAUCCAUCGCCGCUCUUCAAUUCUCGCCUCCUCCUCCUCCGCCGCCGGCGUCACCAAUUCCGCGCCGAGAAAUGGAAACUACACCGUCAGCGAUUUCAUGACCACCAAAGAGCAUUUACACGUCGUUAAACCCUCCACAACCGUCGACCAAGCAUUGGAUUUUCUGGUGGAGAAGAGAAUUACCGGUUUUCCUGUGAUUGAUGAUGACUGGAAGCUGGUUGGUGUUGUUUCGGAUUAUGACUUGUUAGCAUUGGACUCCAUAUCAGGAAAUAUAGGAGGUGGUAGUCAACAUGACACAAACUUAUUUCCAGAUGUGGACAGUUCUUGGAAGGAAGGAUUGAAGUCAAUUCGUUGUCUGAGGGAAAAAAGUUUAAAACCAGAUCCACAAACCCUUCUAGCUCCUCAAAUUGAAGGUUUUCAAGCUCUUGCUCUCACCAUUCUUUCCCUCCUUGGUUCACCACGACGAGUCAGAUAGGCCAUUGGGAAAAAGAGGAAGAUAUAACUGCAGUCAGGGAAUUUUUGGCAAAGAAGAAAAGAGUAAGAUAUAGAAAUUAAAAAAAAAAAAAAAACUAGGAACGGGGUGUGGAUUUCGCUACCGCCACCCCUUUUAAAAUUUUUUUUCCUGUUCGGCUAAUAUCUACCAGAUCAGAAGUUGGGGACAUAGUAUUGGAAUUUGGCAAAGCGUAAUGAUUUUACAAUAUGAAUGCUCAACAAUACUAAAUCACUAAGUUCUCGCUAGAAUUUUAUUUCUAUUGGUUUAUGUAUAUUGAUUCCUCUCCUUUUCUUUUCCAUAAGGUUUCAUCUUAUUUCCUAACAAUAGAAGAUUCUAAAAUGUUGAAGAAAAAGAGAUUAUGCUGGUGGCCUUUAUCAUAAAAAGUUGCUAUUGCAUACUAAAAAGUCUUAUUUUACUAUUCAUCAUAUCAGUGGGAAAGUUGAUGUUUGAGGAAUAGGAGGAAAACAAAUGUAUAAUUUUGCCAAACACUCCAUUCAAAUAGUCAUAUGACUCCAUGAUUUAGAUCAGUUUUCUGUUCUGCCAUCACUGAUUCAGUAUCUAGUAUGACUCAAUUUUUAUCAUAUGAAAGCUUUUUGAAGAAAUUAUGGUGGUUAGACUGCACCUGACAUAGUGAUAGACUUUACAUGUGCUAACAAGUGAUGAUUGAUAGAACCUUAGAAAUCAUGUGAUGUUCUUGUUAUUUCUUUUUCAGUUGUACCUGUACUCCCCUUCGAGUGAGUACUGCAACCCAGAAUGUUGUUCAAAUUAAAUUUGAGAUAGUUUAUGUGACCUAGAAUCUUAAAUUGGAGACAGUAUAUUUGUCCUAUAGCUUCUUAUUUUUGAUAUUACUAAGAGAUGUGGUUAGUUGCAUCAUGGAGAACUUUCUAAUUCUGGAUGAGUA
Rosa rugosa (rugosa rose) is the source of this 1730-nucleotide messenger RNA. RefSeq names its product CBS domain-containing protein CBSX1, chloroplastic-like. The record is from RefSeq and is a predicted model, not a curated record. The transcript has 5 exons. Bases 182 to 811 code for a protein of 209 amino acids. Lineage: Eukaryota; Viridiplantae; Streptophyta; Magnoliopsida; Rosales; Rosaceae.